This is a messenger RNA of Tachyglossus aculeatus (Australian echidna), 612 nucleotides long. RefSeq names its product olfactory receptor 4C3-like. Lineage: Eukaryota; Metazoa; Chordata; Mammalia; Monotremata; Tachyglossidae. The coding region runs from base 1 to 612 and encodes 203 amino acids. Gene Ontology annotation, cellular component: membrane. Gene Ontology annotation, biological process: G protein-coupled receptor signaling pathway. The record is from RefSeq and is a predicted model, not a curated record. Gene Ontology annotation, molecular function: olfactory receptor activity. The transcript is spliced from 2 exons.
AUGAAAGCCAUCUCCUAUGAUGACUGUAAGGUCCAGCUCUUUGUAUCACACUUCUUCGGAGGGACGGAGGCCAUCCUUCUCAUUGUGAUGGCUUAUGACAAUUAUGUGGCCAUCUGCAAACCGCAGCACCAUUUGAUCAUCAUGAACAGGCAGAUUCUCUUCCCAUUCUGGCUGCCCUUCUAUGGUCCCAAUGUCAUUCAUCAUUUUCUCUGUGACAUGUACCCUGUGUUGGAACUCACCUUCACAGACACCUACGUCGUGGGCCUGUCAGUGGCUGCCAACGGUGGCCUGAUCUGCACUCUCUGUUUCCUCAUGUUGGUCAUCUCCUACGUGGUCAUCUUGAACUCCCUAAAAAGUUAUGGUUCAGAGGGAAGGCACAAAGCCCUCUCCACCUGUGGCUCUCACAUCAUGGUCGUCAUGCUGUUCUUCAUUCCCUGUAUCUUCACCUACAAGAGAUCUGCCUCCACCUUCCCCAUGGAUAAAGCAGUGGCAAUAUUCUAUGUUUUCAUUACUCCCAUGUUAAACACCUUGAUCUACACCAUGAGAAAUGUAGAGGUGAAAAAUGUCAUGAGGAAGUUAUGGAGCCAAAUAAUGACUUCAGGAGAGAAGUGA